Yamadazyma jaroonii is the source of this 426-nucleotide messenger RNA. Lineage: Eukaryota; Fungi; Ascomycota; Pichiomycetes; Serinales; Debaryomycetaceae. The record is from the annotation of a GenBank genome assembly.
AUGAGAACCGAUGAAUUUUUACUAUUAACUCUACUCCAUUUAGUGAUGCUAUACCUAAUAAACUGGACCACAUUUGUAGAUUUGCAUAUAAGUACCACGCAAGGUUUAUUAGUGUUGACUGCAGUUGUGGCACAAGGAUCUCCAGUUUAUUUGAAUAUCUGGCGUAGGUGUAGAGACCACUUCAAAGGGGGUAAUCCUUUUGAUGACCAAUGUUUUGAAAUGAUAACUUCUGAGAUUGCUAAGUUAUCUCUAACUUUAGCAGGUUUGGGUUAUAUAACAGGAUGGUAUAAACGUGAUAAUAGUGUAAGUAACAGGCAAUCUGUUUGUACGCUGGUGACGUACAUUUUGCUAUUAUCAUCAACUAUUUUAAGUACACUCAUGCUAUUGAAGAUCUCAAUGAAGUGGUCCCCCAUUAAACAAGCGUGA